Messenger RNA from Paramuricea clavata, 369 nucleotides. NCBI's taxonomy places the organism in Eukaryota, Metazoa, Cnidaria, Anthozoa, Malacalcyonacea, Plexauridae. The record is from the annotation of a GenBank genome assembly.
AUGGGAGCUGAUGAUUCGUCAAUCAGGUGGUUUAAAUCAUAUUUAAAUAAUCGGAAUCAGAGAACUGUUGUGGGAAAUGCGAUGUCUUCUUCUCAUUCAGUGAACAUAGGAGUCCCUCAAGGCAGCGUACUUGGUCCUCUAUUCUUCUUAAUUUACAUUAACGAUUUAGCUCAGGGUUUGCAAAACUCGAAAGCUGCAUUGUUUGCUGAUGACACCGCAAUUUAUUGUUCUGCAACUUCUGCUGCAGACCUACAGUUACAUCUUAAUGAGGAUUUGAAGAUUGUUAGGAAGUGGAUGGAAACAAACAAGUUGACUUUGAAUGUUUCUAAAACUAAUUUAAUGGUUAUUGGAGGAAAGCAAAGAUUAUGA